Molecule: messenger RNA, 4631 nt
Organism: Gracilinanus agilis (Agile Gracile Mouse Opossum)
Lineage: Eukaryota; Metazoa; Chordata; Mammalia; Didelphimorphia; Didelphidae
Product: serine/threonine-protein phosphatase 4 regulatory subunit 1-like
Exons: 23
Coding region: 1-3702 (1233 amino acids)
Biological process (GO): protein dephosphorylation
Molecular function (GO): protein phosphatase regulator activity
Source: RefSeq, a predicted model, not a curated record
AUGUCCGAGGGGGAGCCCGGCCUGCCGCCGUCGCUGCCGCGGCCACCCACGAACAUCCCCCGGCCAACGAAGCUCCAGCCCCCGGCAGUGGAGGAGAGGCGGCGUCGGGAGGCCUUGCGCGUCCUCCCCACCGCCACCGCCCCUUUGGGGCCUCUUCAGGUCGGUGCCGCCGCCGCCGCCGCUGUCCUGCGUGAGAUAGCCUCUUCUCCAGUCGGGGAGCCGCCCGCCUCAGCAGCUACAGUCGCAGGCGUGCCGGCCGCGUCGCCACCAAGGAACCACCGCCACCGCUGCAGCCGCCAUCUUGGGGAGCCCAGAGGCUACGGGAGGGGAGGAGCCCCCAGAGGGUCUCUCGUUUCUCCUCCUCCCCGGCCCCAGCCCGGUGACCGGCGCGCGGAGGCGGAGCGAGGGGAUGGAUCCGGAGGCUUUGGCCGCUCCUCCCCUCCUCCCGGCUCGCCCAGUGGGUCUCCCUCCCUCUUCCCCCGCCCCCGGCCCCGCUUCCUUCAGGCCCAUUUCAAGAUGGCGGCCCCGGCCGUCCGGCGCCCUUGGGGCAGCGGCUUGGCUGUGGGGCCGGAUCCCAUCCUCCCCGAGCUCUCCCGCUUGUCCCUUCCCCAGCCCCAACCCCAGGUGCUCCCCGCGCCGCUGGUGAUCUCUUAUCUCUCUUGGUUUUCAGAGAUCCCCUUGUAUUUUGUGGACUUGCAGGAUGACUUAGAUGAUUUUGGGUUUGAAGAUUAUGGGCCAGAUUGUGAUAGCAUGAGGAUAACUGCCUUCUUGGACAUUCCGGGACAAGAUAAUUUGACUCCAUUAGCCCGAUUGGAAAAGUAUGCCUUUAGCGAUAAUAUUUUCAAUCGACAGAUUAUUGCUAGAGGACUGUUGGAUGUCUUCCGGGACUUCAGUAAUAAUGAGGAAGAUUUCUUGACUGUAAUGGAGAUAGUGGUCAGACUGUCAGAAGAUGCAGAGCCUACAGUGAGGACAGAGCUGAUGGAACAAAUACCUCCUAUUGCCAUUUUCUUACAAGAAAGCCGACCAAACUUCCCAUUGGCAUUCUCUGAAUAUCUUAUGCCCAUUGUCGUGAGGUAUCUCACAGAUCCAAACAACCAGGUUAGGAAAUCAAGUCAAGAAGUAUUGUUAAUUCUAUUGGAACAGGAGCUAAUUUUUCAAAAUGAUAUUGAAAACAAAGUUUGCCCAAUACUCCUGGAACUUUCUGCUCCAGACAGUGGUGAUGAAUACAAAGCAGAAGCUGUGAAUAUAAUCUGCAAAAUGGCUUCAAUGCUGAGCAAAAACACAGUUGAACGCCUGCUACUUCCUCGAUUUUGUGAAUUGUGUGGUGAUGGAAAACUCUUCCAAGUUCGGAAGGUCUGUGCUACAAAUUUUGGGGAUGUCUGUAAUGCUGUUGGACAAGAAGCUACAGAGAAAUUUUUGAUCCCAAAGUUUUUUGAACUUUGCUCAGAUAGUGUUUGGGGAAUGCGGAAAGCUUGUGCUGAAUGCUUUAUGGCUGUGUCCUACACCACUUCAUCUGAAGUUCGGAGAACCAAACUAUCUCCUCUCUUUAUUAGUCUUAUCAGUGACCCUUGUAGAUGGGUGCGUCAGGCUGCUUUUCAGUCUCUUGGUCCAUUUAUUUCUACCUUUGCAAACCCUUCUAGUGCUGGUCUUUAUAUUCGAGAGGAUGGAACUCUAAGUAUCCGACCACCAGCACAGGAUAUAACUUCCACUUCAGGCUCCAUGGACAGUUGUGUCAAUAUUACAUCAUCUUGUUCAGGAAAUUCUGAACCCACAAAACCAGAUCCACUGACCGAAGGCACAUCAAUUGAAACUAGUAAUUUCCUGCAUAUUGAAAGUUCACACGUAAGUGGAAUGGAAAAGAGAAUGGCCUGCCCUGCUAGUGCUGAAGAAGAGUUGAUUAAAAGUUGCCAGAGUGACAGUUCUUGUGCAAUCAAGGAUGCUAAUGAUAGUCAAGUAAACAACUGCCAGGGACUGAAGAGAGCUUAUUCAGGAAGUUCUGAGGACAUAUUCAAUAAUUUUCUUUACUGGCGCACUCCUCUCCCAGAUAUCAGCCAGGAUUUAGAACUGCUUCAAACCAAGACUGAGCAGCAGGAAGAAGGAUGCUGUAUACCUGACACUGUGUGUAAAAACUGUGUUGCCAGUAGUGAAAUUAAAAAAGUAUUGGAAAGUUUACAGGAACAUAUGAUGAAUGAUCCAGAUGUCCAAGAUAUCAGCCAGGAUUUAGAACUGCUUCAAACCAAGACUGAGCAGCAGGAAGAAGGAUGCUGUAUACCUGACACUGUGUGUAAAAACUGUGUUGCCAGUAGUGAAAUUAAAAAAGUAUUGGAAAGUUUACAGGAACAUAUGAUGAAUGAUCCAGAUGUCCAAGAACAACAAAACAAAUUCUUAAAUCCUUACUGUAUUACAGCUCAGGUUCAGGUGUUAUCAGCUGCACUAAGAGCUGCCCAGCUUGACUCCAUAAGUGAUUCUGAAACUAAAACUGCACAAAAGUCCCAUGAAGAAGUACCCAAUUCAGACCCUAGAUCUUCUGCUGAAAAUCAGAACAUUAUCUCUUCUGUAUCAUCCCAAGAUGAGCUGUUUGUGGCCAGGGUAAUACAGAGCACAGAUUCUGAAAAACAUCUUAAUGGAACCAGUGAACAUUUGCAAAAAGAACAAAGAUCUGAACAUACCCCAUUUGAAGAUGAUAAAUCUAAGUUACAGGAUAUAAUCCCUCAGCCCUUAUUAGACCAGUACUUAUCAAUGACUGAUCCAGCCAGAGCUCAGACUGUUGAUACUGAUAUAGCCAAACAUUGUGCGUAUAGUCUUCCUGGUGUGGCUUUAACGUUGGGGAGGCAGAACUGGCAUUGCCUGAAAGAUACAUAUGAAACAUUGGCAUCAGAUGUACAGUGGAAGGUACGCCGAACACUAGCUUUUUCAAUUCAUGAGCUAGCUGUAAUUCUUGGAGAUCAGUUAACAGCUGCUGAUUUGGUGCCAAUAUUUAAUGGAUUCUUAAAGGAUUUAGAUGAAGUACGCAUUGGAGUUCUUAAACAUCUCUAUGAUUUUCUAAAGUUGCUUCAUGCAGACAAGAGGAGAGAGUAUCUUUACCAACUUCAAGAGUUUGUAGUUACUGACAAUAGUAGGAAUUGGAGGUUUCGAUAUGAAUUAGCAGAACAACUGAUCCUGAUUUUGGAACUCUACAGCCCUAAUGAUGUUUAUGACUAUCUAAUGCAUAUUGCACUAAAACUGUGUGCAGAUAAAGUUUCUGAAGUUCGGUGGAUCUCCUUUAAGCUAGUUGUAGCAAUUUUGCAGAAGUUCUAUUCAAACAAUGCAAGUGCUUUGGGAUUAAAUUUUAUCAAUGAACUCAUAAUCAGAUUUCGACAUUGUCCCAAAUGGGUUGGAAGGCAAGCUUUUGCAUUCAUUUGUCAGGCAGUGGUAAGAGAGGAAUGUAUACCUGUAGACCAGUUUGUGGAACACCUACUUCCCAGUCUUUUAAGUCUUGCUUCUGAUCCUGUGCCAAAUGUAAGGGUUUUGCUAGCCAAGGCCCUAAGACAAACACUACUGGAAAAAGCUUAUUUUAGAAAUGCUGGUAACCCUCAUCUUGAAGUUGUUGAAGAAACUGUAUUAGCCUUGCAGUCAGACAGAGACCAGGAUGUUUCCUUUUUUGCCACCCUAGAGCCAAAACGAAAUAUUAUGGAUACAGCUGCUCUAGAAAAACAGAAUUAAUUUGCUUUAAAUCUGAAUUAUGAUUGUAUAACCUUCAUAUCAUUUUAUGGUAACAAUGAAGAAGGGGAACUGUUUUGUAUCUGCCUGAAGAGAAAAGACUUCUUAUCUUAUAUUCAUAACACUUACUAAAUGAAAACUGUCAUCUGCAGCAACAUACAUUUCAUAUUGGACAGUUACUUAUUUCAGUUAUGCUGUGCCUACUUUGCUUUUGCCUUUCCCCUAUGAAAAUGAGCCAAUACUGUGUAGAUCUUUUUAGUUUGAUGCAUAACCAGAAUCUUCAUACCAUCAGAUUGCCUGAUAGUAAUUUUAUACCAUAUUAUUUAAAAUUAUUUUUCAUAAUAAAGUAGUUUACUACCAGCUUUAAAGCCUGAAGUUUAGUAAACUUGUAUAUUUUGAUGCACUGAUACCCCUUUUUAAUAUAGUUUAUGGUGUCACAUUUUAUUUUACCUGAAAUAUUGUACAUAUGUGAAUAAUUCUUGGCCAGAAGAAAAUAUAUUAUUCCAGUGUCAACCUCCUAUCACUAAAACCUUAUAAAUACACCAUUUUCAUUUAUACUCUACUUUGUUGUUGCAAAUUAGCCUGAUUUGUGUUUGCUUUUGAAUAUACAUAAUAUUUUCUUAAAUGUACUAAAGAAAAUGUAUAACAACUUUUUAUAUUGUAGUUUUUAUUCUUAUAAACUGUUAUUGGAACUUUCUUAAGCACUUAAUUAUUUCUCUUGCUGCUGGAACUAUAUUAUAUUCAUAAGUGUACAUAUUGGCCAUUCACAGGAAUAAAAUGAUAUAAAAACAAUUCAUUGGUUAUGUUAGCACAUUUAUGAAUAUGAAAGGAAAUUUUCUGGUUGAAAUGUACCGGUAGUAACUAGCCAUAGUUCUUGAAAUUGAACAGAAGUAGGAAACAAUGCAGGUAACUAAUAACUAAUCAAUAUGCAU